Molecule: messenger RNA, 3006 nt
Organism: Pararge aegeria (speckled wood butterfly)
Lineage: Eukaryota; Metazoa; Arthropoda; Insecta; Lepidoptera; Nymphalidae
Product: band 4.1-like protein 4
Exons: 21
Coding region: 293-2944 (883 amino acids)
Cellular component (GO): cytoskeleton
Source: RefSeq, a predicted model, not a curated record
CGACGCCCCUGCAAACUUACUUGCGCUCGCGUAUCCCAUUCUUUUGUUUAUAACACUUGUUGUACACGUGCAAUGGCUAAGACUUCUACCAACUUGCCAAACUAUAAUUGCAGUUGAGAUGUUAACUUAAAAGUGUUGUGAAAGUGCGAAAAGAAAAUACCGGCUCCUCCGUCCAACAAGUACAAUUUGUAUGCGAAAUUGUCAUAAACUAUGUUCGCAAUCUUCGUAUGGAGAGUGGUGUGAAACUGAGUUUCGGAUUUGAGAAUACUAGUGACGUGAAGAAAGCGGCAGGAUGAUGGAUUGUCUCUGUCCGACGCCACGCACGUUGGCUUGUCGCGUGGUUCUGCUCGACGAGAGAGAACUGCUGCAUGAAAUACAGGAUAAUAGCACCGGCCAAGCAUUGCUCGACGUGGUAUUCAGGCAUCUCGAUCUACUAGAGACGGCUUACUUUGGUCUGCGGUACGUGGACCAAGAUAACCAAACGCACUGGCUCGACGCUGGGAAACGUCUGCGGCGACAGCUACGUGGUUCUGACACUCAUACGUUCUACUUUGGAGUUAAAUUCUACGCUUCAGAUCCUUGCAAGCUAUUAGAAGAGAUAACCCGGUACCAGUUGUUUCUACAGUUAAAACAAGAUGUCCUUCGGGGUCGUCUGCCAGUCAACUUUGAUCUUGCUGCUGAGCUCGCAGCCUACGUUUUACAAUCGGAACUGGGUGACUAUGAUCCUCGCCGUCAUAUGCCAGGGUACGUGUCUGAGUUCAGACUGCUGGCGCAUCAGACACCGGAACUGGAAGCGAGGGCGGCUGAUAUUCACAGAACACUGACAGGUAUAUCACCAGCGCAAGCUGAGCUCAGCUACUUAGACAAAGUUAAAUGGCUCGACAUGUACGGCGUCGAUCUGCAUCCUGUCUUGGGCGAAGACAGCGUGGAAUACUUCUUGGGACUAGCGCCAAGUGGCCUGUUGCUUCUACGUGGAAAACAUACAGUCGCGACCUAUUAUUGGCCGCGCGUCUCGAAGCUUUACUACAAAGGAAGAUACUUUAUGAUCCGAGUUGCUGAUAAAAACAACGACACUUCUACUUAUGGUUUCGAGUCGCCGACGAGGGCCGCCUGCCGUCACUUGUGGCGUUGCUGCUCUGAUCACCAUACAUUCUUUCGCUUACAACAGACCUCUCCAGCUGCAGCUGAUAUUUUUGCAUUAGGUUCAAGAAUAAGAAACAGCGGCCGGAACUCCCGCCCGCGACCUCCACCUGCCUUCACACGGACGCCCUCUCGGCGUAUCGCCCGUCCACACACAUCCUACUCUUCAUUACACGACGUGCCAAAGUUAGAAGACUUGAGAAUAAAAGACUGCCCUCCUGAAAUGAAACAACCUACCUCAGUACACCGACCUAAUUCGAUAAGUGGGGAAGCGGGUACAUGCGAGCCACCCGUCGGGCCCGGAGGAUCACCUCGGUCGACGCGAUCGGCUCCCACGCGUCGCGGCCUUUACUCCGCGUCACCUACUGCAAAUAGACCGCCGCCUGUGCCACGACACCGAUCCGCCUCUGUGGAUUCGCAGAGUUCAAACGAUUCCCGAUCAAAUCGCAAGCACAGGCAUCGCUCAAGGCGGCAGCAGUCGGAUGCGGAGAGUGAACUGUCUCGGGGAUCAGGCCGUUCAGGUCGUCGGCAUCGACGUCACCGCUCAAGACACAAGCACGAGUCCGGAUCAGAGAAAGACGACUCACAACCUGACACUAAGGAGUACGAGUUAGUCGAUUCCGAGUCACAAUGGAAGGAGGUAUUAAGGCAAACGUCGGCUGGCGGGGGAGUGCAAGUAGCGAAUGUCCGUCGCUCGCAAAUGGAACCAGAGACUGGAACUCAUCGGUCUUCCCAUAGACCCCGAAGGCAUAAAAAACAUCGGUCACGUUCACGUUCACCGAACGAAAAGAAGUGGCUGCCGACUGAACUAAAGCAACACCUCGAAUUCUCUUUAGUCGAUACUACAGGAAUGACAGAGGAACAGCUUAAAGAAAUACCGUAUACCGUCGUGCAAACCAGCCACGCUCGGCAUACCAAACUCAGGACGUCAUCAAAACAUAGACAGAAUGAUCACGGAUCACUUGCUAGGCGAGAAAAGAGCUCCUCAUCGCACAAAAGUGACCAUGAAAACCACAAUCAAGGAUCUGUCAGAUCGAACUCAAGCAUUCUCAGCACGCACCGAAUCAUUGAAAAACAUGGAAGGCGGGUUUACCCGAGUUUCGACGAAACCGUCGGGAGAACAGGCGACGAUUUCCUCACAAACAAUGGAUAUAAAACCACAGUGACACCGGCGUUACACAACAACAACCCUUACAGUCCCGUGACAAAUAGUAACAGUAACAGUUCAAGUGGGGAACUGAUAUCGGGCAGCGCAAGAGUCUCGCAUGAGCAUACAGAUUCUGGGUUAGGUGCUGAUCAGGAUUACGCCUAUUCUUCCGAGAGGUCGAGUGACAGCGCGAAGUGCGGCGCAGGCGGUUCGCAAGUGCCAGUGAGUAGGCAGUGGAGGGCGGGCGGGGGCACGGGUUGUGGCGCGGGGGGCGCGGCAGGGCUGACGCGGCGGCCGCCCGCAGUCCCAGGCCGCCGGAUAACCGCAUCAGGGUCGCAACGCUCACUGCUCUCAGUCGCCAGCGACAGUGCGACGUCGCGUCGCCCGCGCGACCUCGCGCCUCGCUGCUACUACCCGGGUCCCGCGGACGGUGGCUUUUCCCUUUUCAGACAUGCUAGCAACAACAACAUAAUGGUCGGCGAGAGCGGAUCGCUGGCGCGGCGGUACGCGCGACCUACGCGGGAGUCGCGCGACUACAACGCGAACGUGGCCCGCACGCACGCGCGACUUGCGCACCACGCUCACUUGCGACACGACAACACCCUCGACAUUAUUCUAAAACCUCUCAUAGAAAGCACGCAGUUACAGAGCAACUGAAUACAGCGAGAACCCCUUCCAGUAGCGGGGAUUCCGUGUUUCACACUAGUAACAUCGGUAAA